AUGGGAACCCGGCACUCGAGCCGGUGCAUCCUCCGCCGGGCACCGCGAGUCGCCGAGGGCGGCACCGAGGUGUCCAGUGAUUCUUCAGAGCCCUUAACGAUUACACAGCCAGAUCAGUCGUUUGGAACUACACAGCAAUCACAGUCACCGACUCGGACAGUGACCGAGACAACAGACCAGAAAGUCACUCAGACCCUGGUGCAGACAACAGGGCAGACGGCAGACACAGCGGCACAGACAGUGAUUCAGGAAUUUCCUCAGACAGAUUGUCUGCAGACAGGCCAAGAAGCAAAACUUUUCACUCCAGAUGAAAUGACUUCAAGAGAUUACUACUUUGAUUCUUAUGCACAUUUUGGCAUCCAUGAGGAAAUGUUAAAAGAUGAAAUCCGAACCCUAACGUACCGGAAUUCCAUCUAUCACAACAAACACGUGUUUAAGGACAAGACGGUUCUGGAUGUGGGCAGUGGAACAGGAAUAUUAGCAAUGUUCGCAGCCAAAGCAGGAGCUAAGAAGGUGUUCGGGAUUGAAUGUUCCAGCAUCUCUGAUUAUUCUGAGAAGAUUAUCAAAGCAAACCACCUGGACAACAUAAUUGUAAUUUUUAAUGGUAAAGUGGAGGAAGUGCAGUUACCUGUGGAUAAAGUGGACAUCAUUAUCAGUGAGUGGAUGGGCUACAGUCUCUUCUACGAGUCGAUGCUGAACACGGUGAUCUUUGCCCGAGACAAGUGGUUGAAACCUGGAGGAUUGAUGUUCCCGGACCGAGCCACAUUGUAUAUCGUAGCCAUUGAAGACCGUCAGUUCAAGGACUUCAAAAUUCACUGGUGGGAAGACGUUUAUGGAUUUGAUAUGACAUGCAUCAGGAAUGUGGCCAUCAAGGAGCCGCUGGUGGACAUUGUGGACCCUAAACAAGUCGUGACCAAUGCUUGUCUCAUCAAGGAGGUGGAUAUCUACAAUGUGAAGACCGAGGAUCUGUCCUUCUCUUCCACGUUCCGCCUUCAGGUUCAGAGAAAUGAAUAUGUCCACGCUCUGGUGACAUAUUUUAACAUUGAAUUUACGAAGUGUCACAAGAAGACUGGAUUUUCAACAGCUCCAGACGCUCCAUACACACACUGGAAACAGACAGUAUUUUACUUAGAAGACUACUUGACAGUGAAACUGGGAGAAGAGAUUUGUGGCACUAUCACAAUGAAUCCCAAUGCUAAAAACAACCGUGAUCUGGAUUUUACACUGGAGCUGGAUUUCCGGGGCCAGUUGUGUGAAGCAUCAUUCUCUCAUGAUUACAAGAUGCGUUAACUGUUUUACAAUUCUUUGCAUCAUAUCUGCUAUUAUUCUGAUGUUAAUGAAUUUAGGAUGUGGAGUCCAGCACCUGAUAAUCCCCAACACAAGUUAUGUUCUGGAGACAUAAAUGUCCAUCUUUGAUCCCUCAGAGUUACCAAGGCACAAAGUGUUUCAAAGCCAGGAAAUAAAACCUGCUGCAUCACUUGUUUCAAGACUUCUUUUCAGAAACAGAAGUGUGCCAAGAAUCAAUGCAUGGUCAAUGAUUUUGUGUUGGUAAUUAUUG
Molecule: messenger RNA, 1558 nt
Organism: Hypanus sabinus (Atlantic stingray)
Lineage: Eukaryota; Metazoa; Chordata; Chondrichthyes; Myliobatiformes; Dasyatidae
Product: protein arginine N-methyltransferase 1-like
Exons: 10
Coding region: 1-1290 (429 amino acids)
Biological process (GO): peptidyl-arginine methylation
Cellular component (GO): plasma membrane
Molecular function (GO): protein-arginine N-methyltransferase activity
Source: RefSeq, a predicted model, not a curated record